AUGGGUGAACUCACAUUGCUGGAGGGCAUGGCGAACACCGGCGGCUGGAGUGAGGAGCCGGUCUCUAAGGACAAGCAGCGUCCUCCGAUCUAUAAUCCUGAGGACUACGCGACCUCUUUAAAGAAAUGGGGCAAAAAGUCAGGCGGAGUCACUUUGUAUGAUUUAGAAGGGGCACAAGACGGGAACAAAUCUCGGACUCUACCAAUCCCGACUAGUAAGGACUUCAGAAAUCCCUGCCUGGGUCUGGGAGAAGAAAUGACAUUACGCCAAUUUGGAACACCGAGUGAACUCCUUACUAAACUCAGAGCUGAUCUCAGACUCUCUUUUCCAAGUUUCGUUCAGGAGUUCGCCUGUGAGCCGCUAGAUGGAGUCACGUUACUAUUAGAACUCCUGCGCAACGUACAGCUCAACCAAUCCGGAGAAGGUUCGAGGGGCCCACCAGCUGUGCGAAGGCGACCACUUCUUGAUGAGCUGGCUUGUCUACAAUGUUUGUGGAGCUGCUGCAGUAGGUAUCCUGACUGCGUACGGAGGCUAGUGGGGGGCUCCAAUGGAGUAUAUACGCUUACAGUAUGCAUCAUGUCUACUGUCAAUAAAUGCAGAGUUUUAGCCUUGCAGCUCUUAACAAAAGCCUGCUAUCCACCGGCAAACGGUCACAGCAUAGUAUCUGAAGCUCUCUCAACCCUCCGCCUUCGCUACGGAGAACCAGUUCGCUUCAGGUUCCUUGUAGGAAUGCUGCAAAGUGCUGGUGGUACUGGUGACCUGCAAGCAGCUGGGCUAAGCUUCAUCAAUGCGCUUCUCAGUAGUGCUCCCACCCCGCAGAGGAAAUUGUACAUACAAGCUGAAUUGGAGCAGGCUGGAUUUGACAUUGUUACUUUGAAAAAGAUGGUAGCCAAACUGCCAAAAGCCAAUGAGAACGUGACGAUUGGGAUAGCAGAGUACGAAAAACAGUUGAUAGACAUCGACUCACUAAGUGAGAAGGCCCAUGAGGCGCAAAUGGAGAAGGACGAUCUUAGAAACAAACUUGACCUGCUUGAAAAGAGAGUCAAGAUUCUACAAGAAGAGAAGGGAAUCCUCCUGUCUCUAGAAAAGUGUCUGAAAGAAAAAUGUUGUGAACUACAAGAGGAGGUUUCUUCUCUGCGUUCGGAGCACGGCAACUCUAAUAGAAAGAAGCCAUUUUCCAUGAAGAAAAAAAACUCAGUACUCAAAAGUAGAGAUGAAUCAUCACCGCCAGAAGACGAAGGCAUUAGCUCUUCAGAAAGAUCUUUAAGUCCUGAAGGUGAUCCUCAAAGAGAAUCUAUGGUCUAUGAAAUGUUCAACGUCAAAAAUGAAACAUAUGACCUCAUGCGCAAUAAACGGCCGCUACACAAAAAACUGGAACACAAAAAGAACGACAAAAAAUCGUCUGAUGAAGAAGAUGAAACAACGAUAGAUGAAGUCAUUCAAGAACUAAGAAAUAUUGCUAACCAUGCUGAAUCUGAACAGUACGUUAAAGACAGUUUCAUUGAAAACCGGUCAUCUAGGUGCAAUCAAACUUCAGAGAUUAAUGUACCUCUAGAAUGCAAAAAGCAUAGAGAAGAAAAAGAAGACUCUAUAACUAGCACAAGGCACAGUAUACAGAUAAAAAGCAAAGAGGAUUAUGCAGAUGAUAGCGUAGAAGAUGAUGAGGAAUCGGAAAUAGUUCCAACUAAAAUUGUUCCACACCCACCCAGAAAGUCACAGAGCCUGCUUCAUUUAUUCGUUCCCCCUGCAGACCAGGGUUUGUUAUACAAACCGCCUGACUUAUUCGAUGACAAUUUCUAUUCAAGUGAUGAAGGGUCGGACUCUCUGUUAAGCGCUUCUAAAUUUAAUACAAAAAAUUCCAACCAAAAGGUGUGCAAACAGCCUUCAGGCUCGAGUUUCGACUUUCACGAAUGCCGAGCUGUAUUUAAUGCAAAAAAUAAAGAUGAUAGUAGACCCAAACGUUCUAGAACUCGCUCCCGAGAAGACACUAGAAAGACAUCUAUAAAACGAAGUGAAUCUUUCCAAACAUCUGAAAAAGGUUCCCGUCAACGGGAAUAUAUUGAUAGUAUGUUUUUCGGAGAAAGUCACUCGUCUUUGGGUGGAAAAGUUCCAAUACAAAGAUCAAACUCGAAAUGUAGUCGAGUCGAUGAAAUAGUGAACUUGAUUGAAUCUAAAAAGCUGACAAAAAGUUUGGACAGAAUUGAUGAAGGCCUUAACUCAAUGGUGGAUAUUGUAAUGCUAACAGAGCCCAAAAAACCAAUGUGGCCGUACGAAAGACGACAAAGAUCUUGCUCCAGAACUAGUAGUGACACAGGAAACGAGAGUCCUCUGAUACCUAUCACAAGGUCAAAUAGCAAACUAUGUAAUAACAUUCGCUACGAAUCCAGAACAUGUCCCAAAGACGAUCCAAUAUUCCGAAUUGAUGGACAAACAUUUUACAAGUCCCAGGCCAAAUUAAGCCCUGGACUUGACAAUAAACCUUUUAAUAGUUCCACGUUUCUAGUUAAACGUGGUCAUAGCAAUGCCGGCUUUUAUUCUGGCCCUCAUAUGUUAAGGGAUGCUCCUGCUAGCAUGACUAGUCUUGUCGUUAAUGGUACACAUAGUCAUGCUGAUCUGAAAAGAACUCUAUCUCCGAUGGGGUCGUCUUCAGGCAAAUAUGGAGCCCACAAAGUACUAGAUAUGCCUUCUGGAUUGUACUAA
Messenger RNA from Arctia plantaginis, 2700 nucleotides. Lineage: Eukaryota; Metazoa; Arthropoda; Insecta; Lepidoptera; Erebidae. The record is from the annotation of a GenBank genome assembly.